AUGUCCACAGCCACCAACUCCACACACCGCUACAACUCUUUCCAGCUUUCUUUCCUCCCCAUGUCUCUUCUGCCAAAGGAGCGGAGUUGUCCCUCCUCCCUCGGCUUCUCUCGCCUCCUCCACGCGCACACGCACGCAUCUGCCAAUAGGUGUAACCGACACACACUUACGUACCACUUGACACGAAACGCCACCAUGCUUCGUCAGUUUGCAAUGCCCGUGCGGCGAGCAGCGCAGAUGGCGGGAGUGGCUGCGCCACCACUGCUUGGUGUUCAGCAGUGCUUUAUGAACAUGAAUCGAAGCGUGCAGACGCGGUGGGAAAUUGAUAGCCAGACGGCCUCACAGAAGCGAACUGACUACGACUUUGACAAGGAGCAGUGGAUGAAGCAGAUGCGAUUUGCGUCUAUGGACUGCAUCAUGGACCCAGACAUAACACCCAUACGCUACACGUCCUUCGCGGGAGUGAAGAAAGCGUUCCGGCGUUUCGUGACAAUGCGCAAGCUAAUGGACCGCCGCCCAGAUUUCGACCCUGCUCAGCUGAAGGAGCUGUUCAUCCAGUUCAAGACACUCUCGUAUGAAAAGAGCCCGGACUGCUUCAAAACACUGCAGCGCAUCACCACGCACGGAGAGGCAGACCGAAUCCUUAAAGAAAUCAGGGGACGCAUGAACGAGGACUUUGCUAAGAAGAGCUGGCGGUCGUUGAAGCAGCAAGGGGCGAAGAGCACAUACGAGAUAGAGGUGGACUCGUUCAAUUUGGUGACAUGCUACAUGGGGCAGAUGUCACAGGACGACUGGCUACAAAUUACGUAUCGCUGCGAGUUCCGCCAGCGUGCCGGCAAGGAGUACGACUGGGAGACGCUGAUAGAGUACCCAGUGUUUGAGGUGCGACUGGGAGACGGUGUGAAGACCCCAAACACCCAUCCGUUCAUCGUUGUAGGGGUACUCAAGAAAGAUGGUACGCGCUACGGCAAAGACUCACAAGACGCCGCCGAUCUUCGCAAGCAGUUUGACCGCACAGGGCGAUGGUUCUGA
Leishmania braziliensis MHOM/BR/75/M2904 is the source of this 1032-nucleotide messenger RNA. RefSeq lists its product as hypothetical. The transcript has a single exon. Bases 1 to 1032 code for a protein of 343 amino acids. NCBI's taxonomy places the organism in Eukaryota, Euglenozoa, Kinetoplastea, Trypanosomatida, Trypanosomatidae. The record is from RefSeq and is a predicted model, not a curated record.